AGCCGCUCCAAUGGUGCAGCUUUCACAGUCCCCGCUCCGCCGCCCUUCACCUUCUUGCUGCUCUGAGGAAGGGGAGGAGAAGAGCAUGAAGCCAGCCAAGCAGCAGGUGACCCAGGGCUCUCCUGGCGACAACCAGUCCCCUCUGAGCCCCCUGCAGGCAGCUUUGCAUUCUGCCACUUCAGCAGCUCAGGCGUAUGAGACCUACAUCGAUAAUGGGCUGAUCUGCCUGAAACACAAGAUAAGGAACAUUGAAAAAAAGAAGCUCAAACUUGAAGACUACAAAGAUCGCCUGAAACGGGGGGAGUCCCUCAAUCAGGAUCAGUUGGAAGCAGUUGAAAAGUACGAUGAAGUGAUGCAUAACCUAGAGUUUGCUAAAGAACUUCAGAAGACAUUUUCUGGGCUCAGUCAAGAUCUGCUGAAAGCACAGAGGAAGGCUCAGAGAAGGGAGAAUAUAAUGAAGCUUGAAGCAGAGAAGAAGAAGCUCCGCACAGUGCUGCAGGCCCAGUAUGUGCUGCAGAAUUUCACCCAAGAAAAUGUGCAGAAAGACUUCAGAGCCAGCUUGAAUGGUGCAGUCUACUUGCCUUCUAAAGAACUAGACUACCUCAUUAAGUUUGCAAAGCUGACAUGUCCAGGACGAAGCAAGAUCCUUAGUGUUGAAGACCAAAUGGAACAAUCAUCACUCUACUUCUGGGACCUGCUAGAAGGCAGUGAAAAAACAGUGGUUGGGACAACUUACAAACACCUGAAAGAGCUGUUAUCUAAGCUGCUAGAUUCUCGUUACUUUGAAAACAUCCCUGCUCCUUGUACCGAACCAGAAAAAGAAGAACUGAAAGAAGAAAUGCCUGGAAGACCUGAAAGAACAAGACAAUUGUCGAAACCAGAGUCUAUCAAAGAACCAGAACCUCAAAUGGAUUGCGCUCAGUCUGAGAUACAGUCUCAAGAGUUUCUCAAUAGGCGCUACUUGCCUGAAGCUGACUACUCUUCCAAGAAGUGUGAAGAACUGAAACCUUGGGAAAUGGAACACAGUAAAAAGAAAGAUCCUCCCAGGUCAUGGGAAACACUUGUUGAUAUGGAGGAACAGGAGCAGAAGAGGCAAAAUCAAGAAUCUCUGAAGCCUUUGGGAUCCCCAAGGCAGCAAGGGAAGAAGCAAGAAGUUUCGAGGCCUUGGGAAGUUAAAGAAGAAGACCACAAGCGAGAAGUUCCAAAGCCCUGGGUAGCACGGGUCAGGGAUCAGCAAGAUUCUCCCAAACAUUGGAUGAGCAAAGUUAAAGAGGAGCCAGAGCAAAAGCAGGAGUUGGCAAAAACGUGGGUUAGUCAAACAAGGGAGGAAACUGUACCGAUAUCGCAACCUGUAAAGCCUUGGGGGGCGUGUGUUAGAGAAGAGGCAGAGCCAAAGAAACAGAACCCUGGAAAGCCAUGGGUAGCACACAUUGGGGAAGAGAUGGAACCAAAAACACAGUCCCCAAAGACUUGGGUCACCCCUGAGGGGCCCCAGGCAACACAGCCUCUACAGAAUUCUCCAAAGGCCUGGGGAGCCACAAAUCCUGUGCCAAAGGAGCAGCCUGUGCCAAAAAAGCCUGAUUUGGAACCGAAAGAAGAUGGAAAAAAUGAUGGAGUCAGUGGACAAGGUGAUGCUGUAAGGAAAAAAGAGAGCCUUCAGUCAGUUGGGGAAUCCUGUAAACUACCUAGGAGCAUUCCGAGCAUCAUGCAGGUGCCAAAGCCUCUACAUCAACCAGCUGCUGAAUUCUGUUCUACUUCGAGUCUUCCAAAGGAUCCCGUACUAAGAAGGGAAAAACUACAGGAUCUGAUUAGUCAAAUACAAGGGACUUACAACUUCAUGCAAGAGUCUCUCCUGGAUUUUGAUAAACCCUCACAAAGUGCCGUUUGUUCAUCAAAAGCUCCUCCAGUUGAUUCCUCAGGCAAUCCUAGUGCUUGUAAAGAUCAAAAACUUGCAAGUCAAAAUGACUUUCCUGAGCAGUCGGUGCAGGCUGCUACUUCUCCUGUGGCCUUGCAUGACUCAAACACUUCCUUGACAUCUGACCAUACCGCGUCUGGGUCUGGAUCUGAAACCGAACUUGGAACACCGGAGAGACUGCAGGCACCUGUUCCUCUUCCAAGUGACUCCCAGGGACCGUUGACACAGUCAGCUUCUACCGUGUCACCCGUGCCCCAAGCGAAAGCAUUCCCGUCUCCUCCAGCAAGUAGCAGUUCCGUUACUGUGAAAGCGGCUCCCUUUCAGGCUAUGCAGACCGUGUUCAAAGUGAAUGCGCCUCUACCACCUCGUAGGGGGCAGGAUAUAAAAGAGAACCCCCCACAGCCUGCAGGAUAUAAUCAGAACUUCUCUACAGCAAGCACACAGACUCCACUCCAGUGUAAAUUACAGUCUACUCAAAAUGCUGAACAAACCACUUUUUCUCAAGAGUCUUUGCCAAAAGCAGCUAAUUACCAUUCUGAGGGAACACUUCCUGUAAGCAACGGUAGCUUCGCCUUUUAUGCAGCACAGACAACGCCUUUCCCCAGACCACCUCAAUCGUUCGUCACAGCCCGUGGGUCAGCCAGAGUCCCCCUCAGAGGUACAAGAUCAGUUGCCAACACGUACCGCUCUCCUGGUGGCUAUAAAGCAAGUUUUGAAGCCUACAGGGGAUCCCCUUCAGUGUCUAAUGGCAGCUAUGGCCAGUUGCAGCUUUCUGGCAGAGAUUAUCCUGGUGUGCAAUAUCCUCAGAGGGAUAUGAAUUACCAACAGAAUUAUAAGCGAGGAGGCAUUAAUAAUGGGCGAGCAAACUCAAGAGCAGGAUGGAGUGAUUCUUCUCAGGUGAGCAGCCCAGAACGUGACAGUGAGACCUUUAACAGUGGGGACUCUGGGCAGGGUGACUCCCGCAGCAUCACUCCCGUUGACAUGCCCGUGACGAGCCAAGCGGCCACCAUACUACCUGUUCACGUCUAUCCCCUCCCGCAGCAGAUGAGAGUCGCUUUUUCUGCUGCUAGAACUUCUAACUUGGCUCCCGGAACUCUAGAUCAGCCCAUUGUGUUCGACCUGCUGUUGAACAACCUUGGCGAAACCUUCGAUAUCCAACUUGGUAGAUUCAAUUGUCCGGUGAAUGGCACCUAUGUCUUCAUCUUCCACAUGCUGAAGUUGGCCGUGAACGUCCCCCUGUACGUGAACCUCAUGAAAAACGAAGAGGUUCUAGUCUCUGCGUAUGCCAAUGAUGGGGCUCCGGAUCAUGAGACUGCUAGUAACCACGCAGUCCUCCAGCUUUUUCAAGGGGACCAGAUUUGGCUGCGUCUUCAUAGGGGAGCCAUUUACGGAAGUAGUUGGAAAUACUCUACCUUCUCAGGAUACCUCCUGUAUCAAGACUGAAUGCUGUUUACAAUAAAGCUGCUUCAGACAGCGUGGAGGAAGGUGAAAGGCAGGAGACUA
Messenger RNA from Euleptes europaea (tarantolino), 3418 nucleotides. It is a transcript of the gene CAPRIN2, whose product is annotated as caprin family member 2. The coding region runs from base 11 to 3358 and encodes 1115 amino acids. Gene Ontology annotation, molecular function: signaling receptor binding. NCBI's taxonomy places the organism in Eukaryota, Metazoa, Chordata, Lepidosauria, Squamata, Sphaerodactylidae. Gene Ontology annotation, cellular component: cytoplasm. Gene Ontology annotation, biological process: positive regulation of canonical Wnt signaling pathway. The transcript is spliced from 19 exons. The record is from RefSeq and is a predicted model, not a curated record.